Manduca sexta (tobacco hornworm) is the source of this 2802-nucleotide messenger RNA. It is a transcript of the gene HtrA2, whose product is annotated as serine protease HTRA2, mitochondrial. Lineage: Eukaryota; Metazoa; Arthropoda; Insecta; Lepidoptera; Sphingidae. Gene Ontology annotation, molecular function: protein binding; serine-type endopeptidase activity. The record is from RefSeq and is a predicted model, not a curated record. The coding region runs from base 213 to 2303 and encodes 696 amino acids. Gene Ontology annotation, biological process: positive regulation of apoptotic process; proteolysis; programmed cell death. The transcript has 14 exons.
UCCUGCUUGCCGGCCUCGUAUAAUGUAUCAUUCAUUCUUACGUCAAAAAUUCAUUCAGUUUAGCGGCCGCUUUCUGAAUAAGAGAGUGUGUAUUUGGUCGUAACAGAGUGUUUACAUUAUUUAAAAAUAAACGAUAUAUUUUAAAAGAUACAAAAAAUAUUUAAAUUUAGUUUUAUUGUUCAGUGAAAUUGCAAGGAAUCGCUAACGGCACCAUGUAUUUCGGAGGCGUCGAAGGAGGCGCGACCCACUCAAACCUGGUGAUAUGUGACGAGCACGGCCAUGUCGUCGGCAAGGCCACCGGCCCAGGGACCAACCACUGGACUCUUGGGAUUGAGGAAUGUGCUCAAAGGAUCCUCAUGAUGGUGCGCGAUGCUAAAGAAGAUGCUGGCUUGCCUGUUGAUCAGCCUUUAGAUUCGCUGGGCCUGACACUAUCAGGGUGCGAGCAAGAGAGCAGUAACGCUGAGUUAGCUGCUAGCGUCAGAGAGAAAGAUCCCAACUGCGCUCGCGCUAUAUACGUGGCGUCGGACACAGCAGGUUCGCUGUUCACAGGAGCUCCUGACGGCGGCAUGGUGCUUAUUGCUGGUACGGGAUCGAACGCGCUGUUACGAACGCCUGACGGCGAGCAACACGGAUGCGGCGGAUGGGGGUAUCUGCUCGGAGACGAAGGGGGUGCAUACUGGAUAGCCCACAAGGCUGUUAAGAUGGUGAUAGACGACGUGGACGGGCUGCGUCUCUCUCCCCACCCGACCCACCGCGUGUGGGAGGUCAUCAAGGAACAUUUCAACGCGGACACCAGAGCGGAUCUCCUGCCGCAUGCUUAUAAGGACUUUAAUAAGUCGCAAUUUGCCGGUGUGACAUCAAAGCUGUCAGCACUAGCGUACCAAGGCGACGAGUUAUCUCGUCACAUAUUCGCGUCAGCGGGCGGUGCGCUCGCGUCGCACGCGGCAGCGCUGGCUCGUCGCUGCGCCGCGCCGCGCCUGCGCGUCGUGUGCGUCGGCUCCGUGUGGCGCAGCUGGGACGUACUCAAGCCGGGCAUGCUCAGCGAACUCGUUAGGUCUAAGGUAAAGACAGAGUUAGAGCUGGUCCGUUUAAGAGUGUCGAGUGCCAUGGGCGCUGCCUGGCUCGCUGCAAGGCAUAUAGGCUACGAGUUACCACGAGACGACUCCGCCUUCUGCCAGGUAUUCUACACCUACCAUCCAGAAGAGACGGUCAACGGUAAGAUGAUGAAUGGUAAACUGAACGGCAACAUUCAAAAUGGCGUCGAGAGCUGCGGCUGCGCUGCUGGCAUAGUAGGUUUUUUUAGUUUACGUGAAAAAUUAUACGCUGCUAGUGUUUACAACGAUUUAUCUGGAAGAAGGGAGAAAUAUAAUUUUAUUGCGGACGUUGUAGCGGUCUCGGCGCCUUCCGUGGUUUACAUAGAAAUAAAAGAUGGAAGACGAUUGGAUAUGUUUUCUGGAAAACCAAUAACACUCUCAAACGGCUCAGGAUUUAUAGUAAAGGAAGAUGGGUUAAUAUUGACGAACGCGCACGUUGUAGUCAACAAACCUAAUGCCAUUGUUAGUGUGAGAUUACAGGAUGGUUCAACGCACACAGGCUUAGUGGAGGAUGUAGAUGUUAAAUCUGAUUUGGCCACGCUCAGGAUACCAGUUAAUGGGCUUCCAACCAUGAAGCUUGGUUCGUCAGCAGACAUCAAGCCUGGCGAGUGGGUUGUAGCUAUGGGCAGUCCAUUGGCUUUGAGCAAUACAGUAACAGCUGGUGUGGUCAGUUCAACUCAAAGGGCGAGUAAAGAACUAGGAUUAAAAGAUAAAGACAUGGUGUACAUACAGACGGAUGCGCCAAUCACGUUCGGUAACAGCGGCGGGCCCCUCGUCAACUUAGACGGAGAGGCGAUCGGCAUAAAUAGCAUGAAAGUUACCUCGGGCAUAUCCUUCGCUAUACCCAUAGAUUAUGUCAAGGAGUUUUUGUCGAAGAGGAAAGUAAAAUCGCCGCAAGUAUCAAAGAGGUAUCUUGGAAUCACAAUGUUGUCGCUGACGCCAAACAUACUCAUGGAGUUGCGAAUGAGAAAUCCUGAGAUGCCAACGGAUAUAGAAAAUGGUAUACUCGUUUGGAAAGUCAUCAUUGGUUCUCCAGCUUACAACGGAGGACUUCAGCCAGGUGACAUAGUAACAAAAAUCAACGGUAAAUCUGUCUAUAGUGCUACUGACAUUUACACUAGCUUAGAAAACACCACUGGAACGUUACGCAUCGACAUCGUCAGGGGUCGGCAGAAACUUACGUUGUCCAUUACACCGGAACUGCACUAAUAUAAAAUUGUUGAGAAUGGUGACACAAUCAGAAGGCAGUUUUGGUGCAAAAUUUAUCGACUAAUUGAUAUAAUCAAUUUUGAAAUAUUAUUUUGUGUUAGUCUAUUGACAGAUUAAUAUUGGGUUCGUUGCGUUUGAAAUUAUUUUAUGGGAUUUAUUUCGUAUGAAAUAUGUAAUUUAUCCCAAAUUGGAUUUUUACUUGGAGUGUUGAUAUCUUAUUUUAUAGUACAGUUAUACCUGCCUUAAAACAGAAGUCGCAAAAGUGACGUCUUCAAAGAAAAUGAGGCAAAAUAAUAUUAUCAAUGUUACAAAUGUGACUGAAUAGACAAUACUAAUAGACAUGUGACGAUUGUGACGUCAUAAUAUUGUAAAUAAAGUGUUUUUUGAUCGUGUCGCUGUUCACAAAGUAAUAAUGAAGUUUUUUAUAUGAUUCAAAUGAAUUAUUAUAGGUCAAGUUUAUUUUUAUGUAUUGAGUUUUAUUAAAUAUUUUUUUCUGUUU